Beta vulgaris subsp. vulgaris (sugar beet) is the source of this 2209-nucleotide messenger RNA. RefSeq lists its product as uncharacterized. The record is from RefSeq and is a predicted model, not a curated record. The transcript is spliced from 9 exons. The coding region runs from base 639 to 1505 and encodes 288 amino acids. NCBI's taxonomy places the organism in Eukaryota, Viridiplantae, Streptophyta, Magnoliopsida, Caryophyllales, Amaranthaceae.
AAAGAAAAUAAUACUACUAUAUGAACCCAAAAAAACAAAAAAAAAAAAGUGAAGUCCACAAUAAUUGGCAUCAAAUGCCUUAUUGGGAUUCUCACUGUUUACUGAAUUCCAAGAUCUGCAAUUACAUUAUACUACUACUAUAUACAUUUACCAAUACAUUACAUACAACCAACAAAACCUGAAAAAAAUUUGAUUUUUUUAUAAACAAAAAAAAAAAAAAAACAUCUUCUUCUUCUCUUUCUCUCACACCAACGCAUACAUUCACUCUCUCUCUUCUCCCACCCACCUUUUCGUCUCCCCAUUGGAGGAUACCUUCUUUCUUUUCUCUCAUCUCUUUUUUUUUUCAACACUCAUUUCACAAUUUUAAGAAAAAGUUAGUGAGAGAAAGUUAGAGAGAGAAACUUAAAGUUUGCAAUUACUUGGUGCUGCUUUCUGUUUCUUUUGUGGGUAUUUUUUCCCACGCCAAUUAAGAUUUAGGGCUCCUCUCUAAAAAAAAAAGAGAAGAUACACAGAUGUUUUUUACUUAUCUUUUCUUGCAUUUUCUACAGGUGUACACUUCACGCAAUGUGACAAUUUAAAGUACAGUUCUUUUGUGUGCUGAAUUUAUUUGUAAAUUUUGAGGGUGAAGGAAGGUUAGGAUGGCAGCCGAGUCGAAUACGAGCUUUCACCAGGAAGACACACUAGGGGCUGGUUUGCAUAGGCAUGCUAUAUCGUUUCAGUCGGGGGCUGUGAAUAGCACGUCGGAGAUGAUUCCGAUUGGUAAUUACUAUGGGAUGAAUAGUAGUAAUGGGAAUUUAAUGUUUUGUGACAAUUCGAGCAUCAUUAGUACCAGCAGUCCCUGCACAACUCCUGCUGGCAGCUCAUCUGGUUCUCUUCUUUUGGAUUCGGUGCCUGGGUUGAAGCACGAUGCUGGUCUCGCUGUUGAGUGGACUGAGGACGAACAGUACAAAUUGGAGGAAGGCCUUGUCAAGUAUAAGGAAGAGCCUAGUAUUAUGCGGUACAUUAAGAUUGCUGCUCUUUUGCGAGACAAAACUGUACGUGAUGUUGCUCUUAGAUGUCGGUGGAUGACGAGAAAACGGAGAAAACAAGAGGAAUCACACUUGGGAAGGAAGGGAAAUUAUAGAAAGGAUAAAUACGUGGAAUCAUCGUCAAAAUGUAAUUUACCAUCGGCUUCAAUACCUAACAUGAACAUGGCUCCAUAUUCUCAUCAGCCGAACCAAAUGGAUCAUAAUCAGCGUGUAAAAUGUCAAGUGUUGACCAGCAAAGCUAAGCAUCUAUUGGAGCAGAAUGUUCAAGCCUUAAAUCAAAUUGACAGUAAUAUGUCAUUGCUGAAGUUGCAGGAUAACAUUGAUCUCUUUUGUCGUACAAGAGAUAACAUUAGUAAUAUCCAUGCCCUCCUGAAUGACAUGAAAGAGCUUUCAGGAAAAAUCGGCCAGAUGCAAGAGCUUCCAAUAUCAAUUGAUCAGAAUCUUGCGAGUAGUAUUUUGCCACGUACAACUUCGUAGAUAAUGAUGUUUGGCAUGCAUAACGGAUUGCAACCCAAGCUGGAGUCAAGAUGUUGAUAGAGGAAUUUCAGGAGUGUAUGGGUGAAUAUUCUGAACUGCGAGUACAGAAGCUUCUGUUGUAAAUUUAGUUAGGACCACUUAUGUUGUGUACGAUUCAGUUGCAUAUAUUGGGUCUAUGUGUAGAGAACACAAUUUUGGAACCAGCCAGUUAACAUCAAGAGAAAUUGGAUUUGGAGAAUGACAUAAUAAAACGCAGAGGUUACGGACUGCUAUAAGAGCAUGUACCUCAGAGCAUCUAGCCAUCCAUUCCCGUCUCUUGAUAUGGAGCUAAACUAUGUAUAGGGUGAUGUCACUGAAAAGUAUGAAGUAAAGAAUAUAACAUGCUAGGGUUCCCAUUUACACUUAUAACCCUGUUCUUACCCCCAGAUAGGCCAGUGUGUUGCUAGUUGUUAGGUCUCAAACAAGGGUGUUUCUGUACCUUUCGUUCGAGUAUUUCAGACUCAGCAGCUUUUGUUUUACAAAAAAAAAAAAAUAUUAUUGUUGUGUAUUAAUUUAUGGUGAGUAGAACUAAUUGCUUCAUCUUUGUAUUGCUGGCCUAAACAAGGCAUUGUUGUAGAAGUUAAUACUGAUCUUUGGGUACAUUGUAAUCUAAUUUCUCCACUGAAUUGGUUGGAAAGAUAUCUACUAUCAGCUUUUGGUAUUAA